Molecule: messenger RNA, 939 nt
Organism: Parnassius apollo (apollo)
Lineage: Eukaryota; Metazoa; Arthropoda; Insecta; Lepidoptera; Papilionidae
Source: the annotation of a GenBank genome assembly
AUGCAACAAUUAUCUGUGCAACCAAGUAAUAGUAGUCAUCCUGAAAAACCAACUCAAGUUGUGUCUCCAGCUAUUAAUAGAAGUCAAUCUUCCCCAGCGUCUAAACUCACACCGGUUAAAUCAGGCACGGUAUCCCCUGCUAUUGCAACUAUUGAUCGUCUUUUAAGCUUGGGUGCCAGUGUUCCUCCACCUCCUCCUGUCAUAACCAGACCUGCAGACAUGGAUCCACAUACCAUGGAACAGCUUCGAGCUGUUAAAGAAAUGUUAACAGCUCAGGAAGAGGAAGCUCAAAGCUUAAGGGAUAUUAAUAGAGAGUUACGUGACCGACUAGAAGAGUGUGAAACAAAAAUUAAGAAAUUAACUGAACAAAACGAAGAGUAUGCAGAGAAGGAAAAGACUCUGUCACAGCGUGUAGCAGAAAAAGUGCGAAAUAAUAAACAAAUGAGUGUUGUUAUGGAGGAAUAUGAACGUACCAUAUCAUCCCUCAUAGGUGAAAGAGAAACCGAAACAAAAAGGUGGACAGAUGAAAGAGCUACGCUACUCAGAGAACGUGAUGAAGCUGCAGCUCAUUUAGCAUCCAUGGAACAUGCUUUUAAUGAUGUUCAUACUAAAUAUGAAAGAUGUAAAGUAAUUAUCCAAGGAUAUAAAAGUAACGAAGAAACCUUGAAACGAACAGUUGAAGAGAAUAAUGAUGCCAUACAGAAAUUGGAAGCUAGAUAUGAAACAUUAAGACAACAUGCUAUGCAGCAACUAAAUAAAGCCAAUGCAGAACUUGAUUCCGUAAAAAAAGCUCAUCAAGCUGAAAUUCUUAAAUUGAACGCCAUGCUUAAGAAGAGUGAGGUACAUGCUUCUUCUUUACAGGAAUCUUUAGCACAAAAAAUUAAAGAUAAUGAAGAACUUACAGCUAUUUGUGAUGAGUUAAUUAAUAAAGUGGGGUAA